AUGACAACCCCAAAUUCAGAUGCUGUGAUUGUCGAGGUCGAAGCCCAACUGAAAGACAUUGUUCAAAACCUCUACAAUCUUAUAGUACAAGCGUAUGAUCACCAUGGCAACACGACACAAGAGGCUAUGAAGCGUGAGAUCCAAUCUCUGGUGCAAAACUUAGUAAAGUUAUCGAGGACUGCACCUUCUGUACACAUCGAUAUACCACCUGAGGUCAUGUCAUAUGUCGAGAACUCCAGGAACCCUGACAUUUUCACUCGCGAGUUUGUGGAAACUGUGCAGCGGAUGAAUCAGAUGCUGAACGGCCGCAUCGAUGCAUACCGGAUGUUGCAAGAGCAAUUAGCCUGGCAAGUCUCGAAUGCUAUCCCAGAUCUCAAAGAAGACGUUACCUCUGUGGUGGAAUCUACUGGCGGGAAAUUGCCAGCGUAG
Molecule: messenger RNA, 429 nt
Organism: Bipolaris zeicola 26-R-13
Lineage: Eukaryota; Fungi; Ascomycota; Dothideomycetes; Pleosporales; Pleosporaceae
Exons: 3
Coding region: 1-429 (142 amino acids)
Biological process (GO): regulation of transcription by RNA polymerase II
Cellular component (GO): mediator complex
Molecular function (GO): transcription coregulator activity
Source: RefSeq, a predicted model, not a curated record